Emys orbicularis (European pond turtle) is the source of this 753-nucleotide messenger RNA. Its product is annotated as protein-lysine methyltransferase METTL21E-like. Bases 1 to 753 code for a protein of 250 amino acids. The record is from RefSeq and is a predicted model, not a curated record. The transcript has 4 exons. Gene Ontology annotation, molecular function: protein-lysine N-methyltransferase activity. Gene Ontology annotation, biological process: peptidyl-lysine methylation. Gene Ontology annotation, cellular component: cytosol; cytoplasm. Lineage: Eukaryota; Metazoa; Chordata; Testudines; Emydidae.
AUGGACAUGAUACCAUCACAAUGUAAUCAUCUGAUAUCUGCUGAAUUAACAAGGAAACCAGAAUACAAGGAAGGUAAUAAUGAAGAUGAACAGACAGUUGCAGAAAUCAUGAGAAGGCGUUUUUCUCCUGCUGUUGUAACUAACAGACCCUGGGAAGGUUUUCAUUUUGCUGGCCAUGAGAUAAAAAUUAUAGAAGCCACCGAAUGUUAUGGGGCAGUAGUCUGGCCAUCGGCUCUUGUUCUAUGUCACUUUUUGGAAACAAAUGCUAAACAAUACAGCCUGGCUGAUAAAAGUGUAAUUGAAAUUGGAGCUGGAACAGGGCUGGUCUCCAUAGUAGCCACUUUACUUGGUGCACAUGUGACUGCCACAGAUCUGCCUGAAGUACUAGGAAACCUUCAGUACAAUAUUCUCAAAAAUACCAAAAUGAAAUGUAAGCAUCAGCCCCAGGUUAAAGAACUCUCCUGGGGAGUUGAUUUAGAGAAGAACUUUCCCAAGUCUUUGUGUCAGUUUGACUACAUCAUGGCUGCUGAUGUUGUGUACUACCAUCCCUUCCUGGAGGAGCUGCUUCUUACCUUCCAUCACUUGUGUCAGGACAACACUGUUAUUCUCUGGGCCAUGAGAUUCAGGCUGGACACAAAGAACCAAUUUAUGGGCAGAUUUCAGGAAUUGUUUGACCUGGAGGUAAUUUCCAAUUUCCCCAGUUUAAACAUAGCAUUGUAUAAGGCAAUGAGAAGAGGCAAGAAGAUGACGUGA